Molecule: messenger RNA, 3783 nt
Organism: Lachancea meyersii CBS 8951
Lineage: Eukaryota; Fungi; Ascomycota; Saccharomycetes; Saccharomycetales; Saccharomycetaceae
Source: the annotation of a GenBank genome assembly
AUGACUGUCAACUCUUCUAGCCUUGAGCUGUACCACUUGACUUUGCAGCGACAGUCCAAUUACAUUCAUUCGUGUGUGGGACAUUUUGUCGAUCUUCCUGGCAGUACAUCAGGGAAACGCAAAAGCAGAAAGGACUACCAAGUAUGUAUUGCUACCGAAACGCAUUUGGAGCUUUACGACGUGGAAGAAGGCAGUUUUCAACGUCUUGCGGUGGUACCCAUUUUUGCUACAAUUACGGCAAUGCAGAGUUUGCCUGUGGAAACCAACUACUCGUACUUGGUGGUGGUAACAGACGCUGGAAAUCUGUCUCUGCUUCAAUUUGUUAACAAAUCUAAUGCCAUCAGACUACAUUCACUAUUCAAUGAGCCGUUUGCAAGAAGCGGGCUACGCAGAGUUGCACCGCAAAAGUACAUAGAGGUCGACCCUCAAGGCAGGUGUAUCUUCAUAUCUGCUACUGAACGCAAUAAACUAUGCUACCAAACAGAUUCAAGGAACAACACUCUCAAUGUUUCGUCCCCACUGGAGUUUCAAAAAUCAAAUCGUAUUACCAUAUCUACAACCGUUUGCGACGUAGCCUUCGACAACCCAAUUUACGCCUCAUUGGAAAUCGACUCCACUGACGGCAGCAAAUACCUAGCUUUCUACAUGCUAGACUUGGGUCUCAACCAUGUUGUUCAGCAGAGUGAGAGUUUGUUACCUUCAGAUGCUAAUUACAUUGUUGCCGUGCCAAAUUUGGAAAGAUACGGCAUCAAGACCAAGUUGCCCCAAGAUGAAUCACAAGUCGACGACGCAAUAAACUCUUUUGUGAUCGUGGCCUUGGAAGGUAAGCUGGUGCUGAAAGAUGCCCGUGGUUACUUCAACUUGGAGGUUUGUCUACCAACGCGCAACGGUGCGUCUCUCAGCAUCAUCUCUGCAGCAGUACACAAGCUGAAAAAGGAGUUUUUCAUGUUACUGCAGUGCAACAACGGAGACUUAUACAAAGCAAAAAUACUACCUAAUGAAGCCACGGAUCUUACUCCGAAACUCACAUUGGGAUUUUUCGAUUCAAUCGCACCUAGCUCAAGGCUUCACAUUUUCAGAAACGGACUACUGUUGUCUCUCCAAGAGCUCGCUGGUUACAGCCUUUAUGAAUUCGAAAGUCUUGGCGAUGACGAAAAUAUACUGACAUCAGAUGAACCAGACAAGCAGCUCAAAAUAUCCCCCCCUUCGCAGCUUGAGAAUCUAUCUCUCCUACACGAAUCGAAAAGUUUAAAUCCGACGCUGACGAUGGAAGUCGAUAAUUCUACUCCGCUGACGUUGAUGGCCCAUUCUAAGAAUGCUUUACAGAAUUUAAGUUCAGGCGUUAGUUUCAGCGAGCUUAUCACAUCACCUUUGCCACCAAAAGCAAGUGGAGUCUGGUCGAUCCGCCUGCCUAGAGAUCCUUGGCACAGACUUAUAUUGCUAGCCCUUCCAAAAACUACAAUGAUUUUAAAAAUCGAGGAAGGCACUUUAGAGGAGCUGGAACAAUCAAACAACAAGUUCAAGAUAGAUGGUGAUACAACGGUUUUUGCCGGGUUGAUGGGCAAAAGAUCGAUAGUUCAAGUAUGUGAAAAUUCCAUGCUACAAAUUGAGUACGACCUAGAGUCAACAAAAAUGAAUGUAAAGUCAGAAUGGUUUCCUCCCGCGGGUAUCAAAAUAUUGAAGGCAACAAGCUCUUUUUCUCAGCUGGCGCUGGCGCUUUCAAACAAUGAAGUUGUUUACUUUGAACUCGAUACCUCUUCAAGUGCUGAGACCUUGAACGAGUAUCAGGAGCGAAUAGAACUUUCUGACAAAAUUACCGAUCUAAGUCUCCCCAAUGUCUUCAGAAGCGAUUUUCUGGCUGUCGGCUGUCAGGAUUCUUCCGUAAAGAUAUUUGGAUUAAAAGCGGCAAAUAAUGACACAUUUUUGGACAUGCUUUCAAUGCAGGUCUUACUUUCGCCACCUAGCAGUGUCAGGCUUAUGUUCUCCAAGAAUGAUUUACUUCUACACGUUGGAUUGGACUCUGGCGUCUACAUCCGUUCCAGCAUAGAUAAGGUUGAUGGUCAACUGUUUGACCUACGAACUAAGUAUUUGGGGACCAAACCUGUCAGGAUAUCAAUUUUGAUGCAUGUCAAUCAUGAACUUUCCUCAGAUGGUGAAGAAGAAGAGGAUGGUGAGGAUGAUAAUGACGAGGAAAAAGUGCCUGUCGAACAAUCCUCAUGUGCCAUCCUACACUGUGACAAAACUUGGAUUAGCUACGAAGCCGACCAAAAUUUUUACGUGAGGCCUCUGAUUCUCUCGAACAAAAUGUCUUUGGAUGCGAUUGCUGAUUUUAGAACAAGCGAUCUGAAGUCAAAUGGUUGUUGCGCCCUUUCAUCGCGUGGCACUCUCAUUAUCGGUCGCUUCGAUAAGUUCACGAAAUACAAUGAAUGGUUUCAACAGGAUGAGGCACUCUCCAACGAGGAAGAUGAAAAUAUGUUCACAGACUUUAGAGGCCGAAAGAUCGUUGCCGAUACUUUUGACCAAAAAUUACGAUAUGUUGUGGAAAAUAAUGUUACCAAAGGUUGCUGUCGGAUCUCAGCUUGUCGCUCUGGCUCCUUUUUGGACAUGAAUGCGGAGGACAGCAAAUUUUUUAUCGUUGACGACAUUUGCCUGGAUGCUCAAGUUGCUCGAUUUGGAACCAACGACACUUUUUUAAUGCUUUCCACCAGCAGUUCGAGGCUGAAGACACUUCUGAUGAAAAGAGGCGCCAAAGACAACAAAAACACUUUGACAAUUCAGCUCGUUCAUGAUACUACUCUCGAAGAGACAGUUCAUUCCAUGGCUUCGUUUGGUGAUAAGCUGGUAGCUUCGUUAUCGAGCAGCAUAGUGCUCUUCGGAAUGGGCCGCAAGCAACUCUUGAAGAAAUCAGUUACUGCAAUGCCGCCUUCAAUUUCUAAGGUCGUGCGUCUUUGUCAAUGGGGAAACGAAAGAGUUGCCAUUGGAGAUAUUCAAGAGUCAGUGACGCUUUUUGUUUUUGACAAGCAGUUGAAUCAAUUUAUGGCUUUGGCAGACGACGUUGUAAAGCGACACGUAACGGCUCUUGAAUUUUUGGACAAAUCCACAGUUGUUGGAGGAGAUCGGUUCGGUAACAUAUGGGUUUUACGGGUACCACAACACAUUGAAAAGAUGAUCAAUGAGGAGUAUUCUUACUUCGUGAGCAAAUAUCAAAAGGCCGGUAGCCAUGAAUUACCGCGUAACAUCAUGGAGUGUCCAUGCAAAUGGGAAGUGGCUAACCAUUUCUACGCCAACGACAUACCAGUUUCAUUUCAAGUCGUGGAAAGUCUAGACAUGUCAGACAGAACAUGUGUCAUAUACGCAGGAUUGCAGGGCACAAUUGCAUGUCUAGUUCCACUUCUGACGAAAAACGAGAUCGACUUUUUCCACAAAUUGGAAGACUGUUUGAAUGAUGCAGAUGAGACGUUCUUUAUCGAUAACGAGACUGAAAUGGCUGCCAUUGAGAAUGACUUUCGAGAUGAGUUGGGAGGUGAAGUCAGGACAAAUACCAAAGCAAAACGCUCCAGCCCACGGCCUAUGAUAGAAGGUGCGUUUAGCUUGGUAGGCCGUGAGCAUAUAAUGUACCGAAGUUACUACGCGCCUGUAAAGGGCGUUGUUGAUGGCGAUUUUUGCGAAAGCUUCUCGACUUUAUAUCCCAGCGAGCAGGAGCUCCUGGUGAGUAAAAUGACAGUGAGAAACGCCAAGCAAGUACAAAGUCGGUUGGCAGUGAUGCGGACGAAUUAUCUAUAA